AACGAAGGCAAAAUGAAAACUACGGGCAAGAUGAACAAUAAAGCCACGACCAAUGAAGGAGCAGAUUCGGGGUGGUCCGGCGGGACGACCUCAGACGGAACGAUUUUCGACAGCGCGGCAGCGAGGCUCUUAUCGUCGACCAAAAUCCCUUCGGAAGUAGUCCUAGAUUAUGGCAGCACCGUAGAGGAUCCGGAACAAGGGCCGGUGGGGCCAGCAUCGCCGGACGAACAACAUCCUCGUCCGACAAGUAUAUUCGCGGCUGCCGGUGCCUUCGUAGUUCCUCCAGUUUUCACCCCCCCAUUCGCCGCGAUCGAAUCGCUGUUCCGCUUACUCGAGGUUUUACGGCUGGGGUUGGACCCAACGGCAGUGAUCGGGGAGCCAAGCAGUACCGCCGGGGGUGAACAAGAUCACGUGGGCUCCGACCCCGUCGCCGCGAGAAGUACUACAGCUGCCGCGGAUGUUGCACCAGGAGGACCAGGGGGUUCCAAAAGUUGCUCUACUACUGUUGCGGCAGAGCCGACCGCAUCUCUUGGCUGCAAGAACCCCUACAGCUACAUCGACUGUGGCGGGGAAAGGUCUCGGAGGCGGUUCCGCGACUUCUUGA
Amoebophrya sp. A120 is the source of this 604-nucleotide messenger RNA. The record is from the annotation of a GenBank genome assembly. NCBI's taxonomy places the organism in Eukaryota, Dinophyceae, Syndiniales, Amoebophryaceae.